AUGGCGGGGGACUCUGCUCCUGGUUCAUUCCCUGCCCCUCCCCCCGCCACCACCCCUGCCCCUGCCCGUGUUCUUGCCCCUGCCCCGCUCUCUUCCUCUGCCCUGUUGUCCCCGCCCGCCCCGGUGGCCGGCCCCUUGGCCGGCCCUGCCCUAGACAACGCCGCUGCCACGGCUACCUCCUCCACGGGCAGGAAGGGCCAGGGGAGGAAGAAGGGCAAGGGCCCCGCCCGUGGGACCAAGCCUCCUGUAGGCGGGGCUGCGAUCCCCGCCGCGGCCUCGACAUCGGCCGCGGCCCCUCCCUCUCCUGCCGUCCCUUUCACCGGCUCUGAGAGCGCUUCCUCUCGAGCCCCCAGAGCGUACGCCCAGGUGGCCGCUGCCCCUCCGCGUACCGCUGCACCUUCCGCCCCGACCGCUGCCUCCGGACCCGUCUCCGGCGGCCUGGGCCCCUUCCCCUCGCUGACUAGGAGGCAUGGCGUCUGCUGCCACCUCGUGCCUGCCUCGCCCCACAUUGAGACCUACGUGCGGGCGUUGGCAAGGGUGGUGGGGCCCACGGCCAUCGUGGCGGCUUCCAAAAUGUAUGGAAAGGCCGUGUUCUUCCUGGCGUCGGUGGCCGCCGCGCAGGAGGCGGUGGAAAAAGGCCUGGCGGUGGGAGGCGUGUUUGUUCCUUUAGAACCCUUGGAGGACCUGGGCGUACGGGUGGUCUUGACCUCCGUUCCGCCCUACCUCCCCAACGCCGCCCUGUUGCCUGCCCUCUCCGCCAUGGGGAAGCCCAUUUCUAUUCUAAACCCUCUCUCGUUGGGCUGUAAGGACCCCACCCUCCGUCACAUCCUGUCGUUCCGCCGGCAGGUCCAGCUCCAGCUGCCGCCGGCGGCGGGUGCCGGAGCGGUGCUCGAAGGAUCCUUCCUGGUGCCCUACCAGGGGGCCCACUACCGGGUACACUAUUCGACGGGGGAGGCCCGGUGCUUCCACUGCCGAGCGCCGGGGCAUGUCCGGAGAGACUGUCCCCUGGCCCGCUCUGAUAGGGCGUCCGAGACCCCCGGGGCCCGAGCGGGUGCCGGCCCUAUCGUCGCCGACGACCCUAGCGGUUCGGCCACUGCUGCUGCCGCCACUCCUCCUCCUUUUGCCGUGACUCCCGCUCUGGCCGCGGAGACGGCCGAGCGGGCGGGCCUUGCCGUCGCCGACCCUGGAUCGGCGGGGCAUGUGGAGGAGCGAGCGGGGCGGCUUUUGCCAGCCACGGGGCGGGGCCCGCCCCAGGGGGAGGUUUCCCCUCUCCCUGGUGGCCCUUUGCCCCUGCCACCCCGAGCCGAAUUGUUACCCUUGCCCUCCGACCCCGCCCCUGCUGACCAGCCCUCCACCUCCUCUUCCACCUCAGGGGGCUGGGUGACCGUCCGGGGGAAGCGCAGAGCCCACAGAUCGCAGGCUCUCUCCCUUCCCUCUGAUGAGGAGGGAGAGCUAAACCCCCGAAAGAUGUUGCGGGGGGCCGCAGUUGCUGGUUCUGGUAACGCGCCCCCGGACGGUGCCCAGCAGGAGGCGCUGGCCAUGGAGACCGUAGAUGCCGUGGCAGCGGCUGGGGAACCUUCUGUUCCUAUCGUUGAGCCUCCACCUGAGGUGGCUUCGGUAGCGGUUCCCCAGGUCCUUGCUUCGUCCGUGCCUCCCGCCGCCACCGCCGAUGCCGGGGCGGCCUUCGUUCCUGUGACUGACGAGGAGGUCGCCGGGGCCGGGGGGUCCGCUUUUGCUUUUUUCUUUGAUGAGAUCGAGGCCCUAGGUCUGACCCCGGUUACCCAGGGGGAGGACAAUCUUCCAUCGGCGGGCCCCGAUCCGGGUGUUGAUUUAGUCCCGCCUCCCCCUCCUACUCCCGGUUCUGCCACCCCUGGAUUAGUUUUGGGGGAACCCUUGGCCCUACCUGCCAGCCCGGCCGCGACUACCGUCUCGUGCACAGCCGCCGAGCCCCUAGGGGCGACGGCUGUUGCUACGCAGCCGGUUCUUGCCCCCGAUCCCGCCCUUUCCACCUUACCUGCCCUACCUGCUAGUCCGGCCGCGCCUACCGUCUCGUGCACAGCCGCCGAGCCCCUUGGGGCGACGGCUGUUGCUGAGCAGCCGGUUUUUGCCCCCGAUCCCGCCCCUUCUACCUUACCUGCCCCUGAAGCUUCCCCUGUCCCUGCUGCUCCCGUUGGUUUGGCAGCGGGUGAAGGGGAGCCCAUUCCGGUCCCUGGUCCUACCCCCUCUUCUGUUCAGCUUCCUGUUUUUGUUCCCGAGGUGUCUUUUCCUGCCACCUCGGGUCCCCCUGCUACCCCCGGGGUUGUCGCGUUUCCGUUGCCUACGGACGACCCUCGGGGAGCAGCUUUUGUGUUUCCCCUUCCCGCCACUGUGGGGGCUGUGUUGUUUUCUCAGCCGCCCUCUCCUCUGCCGGGACUGGGGACGAGCAGCCCGGCGCAGCAGCGCCGGGGCUCGGCCCCUUGUUUGUCCGUCCGCGAGGACCCUUCCGGGGCCCUGCCGGAGGUUGGCGGCGGCUCGGCCGCUGCCUCCCCCUCCGCGCUGCGGGAUGAGCUGCGCCUCUUUUUAUCUGAUUUCCGUGGUUCCCAGGGUAAGGUGCCGAUGGCCCUUCGGCGCUGGGGGGACUUCCAUCUCGUUCUUCGGGCCGUGAGGGCGCUUUUAGGGGAGGGGCGAGGGUCCGAUCGGCGGGACUUCGCGGCCUACCGGCGGGCCCGCAGAUUCUGCGACUCCUUGUUGGCCUUCGGGGUCGAGCAUGGAAUCUUGCGAGGCCCGCUGGAGGCCGUCGAUCCCUCUGCCAGUGAGGAUCUGCCCCAGCCCUCAGCAUGA
Messenger RNA from Emys orbicularis (European pond turtle), 2820 nucleotides. Its product is annotated as nascent polypeptide-associated complex subunit alpha, muscle-specific form-like. The coding region runs from base 1 to 2820 and encodes 939 amino acids. Gene Ontology annotation, molecular function: zinc ion binding; nucleic acid binding. NCBI's taxonomy places the organism in Eukaryota, Metazoa, Chordata, Testudines, Emydidae. The transcript has a single exon. The record is from RefSeq and is a predicted model, not a curated record.